CUCACUCCCAAUCUCCGACUCGAUUCCCACUCCCACUCGCGACGUAUAUAAAUUCCCCCACGCGCCCGCGCUCUCCGACCCAUACACCGCCACACGCCGCGCCAUCUCUUCGAACCAACGCGACACGACGCGACACCGGCAGCAGCUAGCCGCGGUGAUCGCUACGACGAUGAGGUUCGCGUGCUUCAGCGCCGCGGCCGUGGCCGACGAGGCGGAGGCCGGGGCUCGCCACCACCACCACCGGAGCGGCGGCGGUGGCGGCCGGCGGCAUCGGGGGACGUCGUCGUCGCUGCGGAGCAAGUUGUUUGGCGGUAGGACGACGAAGGCGGGCAGCAAGAAGUACUCUUCGGCGGCGGCGCUGGACGAUGUCUACGACGCGGCGGAGUGGUCGUCGUCGUCGGUGCCGUGGUCCUCGACGUCGGCGCUGUCGCUGGACUCGGCGCGCUCGUCGUCGUCGUCGUCGUCGACGACGACGACGGCGCCUUGCUCCCGCUCCCGCUCCUUGUCGUCGCUGUCGGACGCGCUGUCUCCGCCUGCUGCGAGGCGCGCGCCGGAGAGGAGGGGGAGGACGCCGCGGCCGGCGGCGGGCGUGGCCGCGGUGAUCGUGUGCCUCGUGAUGGUGAUGCUCUGCGGCAGGGUCGGAGCCACGGCGCUCGUCUCGGCGGCGUUCUACCUUUUCCCGCGGCGGUGGCGGCCGGUGGGUGCCAUCGAGGCGGCGGAGAGCGCGGCGGCGUCACCGGAGCAUGACUGGCCGUCGUCGGCGACGGAUCAGGAGACGACGACGAAGAGGAAGGUGGUUAAGGAGGGGUUCUUGGCGCGGAACUGCAAGAAGUGAUCCAUCCUUUUUUUUUCCUCUCCUUUUUUUUUGAAGAGAAAGAACACUAAUUUCCUUCAAAUUUUUUACCUCGAGAGUUGUUGUAAUUAUAGAAUUCCAGACACAAAUCAAAUAAUCAAUCAUCAAAGUAUCAAACUGAUCAAACAUAAUUGCCUUGUAGUGCGAUGUAUUUUUGCCCAAGGGAAAGAUUUGGAGAUAUAAUAAUAUCUUAGCUUGUCUCAGUGACGCAAA
Oryza sativa Japonica Group (Japanese rice) is the source of this 1066-nucleotide messenger RNA. RefSeq lists its product as uncharacterized. NCBI's taxonomy places the organism in Eukaryota, Viridiplantae, Streptophyta, Magnoliopsida, Poales, Poaceae. The record is from RefSeq and is a predicted model, not a curated record.